Microthlaspi erraticum is the source of this 333-nucleotide messenger RNA. Lineage: Eukaryota; Viridiplantae; Streptophyta; Magnoliopsida; Brassicales; Brassicaceae. The record is from the annotation of a GenBank genome assembly.
AUGGAGCUAUGUGGUUCAGGGAUCAACAAAGAACAUCAACUGCGUUCCAAAACUUGCGGCUAUAAUCGGAUCAAAGAUCUUUCUGAGGAUGUUUUGAGGUCGAAGAAGAUCUCAAGAUGGACAAUGAUGUGGAGAAAAAUAAUGAUGAUGAUGAAGCAAAAGAAGAAAUAUCAGACUCUGGAUCAUCAUGUUCGAUAUGAUCCUUUCACUUACUCCCAAAACUUCGAGAACGAUGGAACUAUCGCAUAUCAUGACGAUCCUGAUGUGUCUUCUAAGUCUUUUUCUGCUCGAUUUGUUGUUUCUUCUAAAGUGUUCAAUGUUAAUCAUACUUGA